Molecule: messenger RNA, 1156 nt
Organism: Agrilus planipennis (emerald ash borer)
Lineage: Eukaryota; Metazoa; Arthropoda; Insecta; Coleoptera; Buprestidae
Product: ZZ-type zinc finger-containing protein 3-like
Exons: 7
Coding region: 20-1156 (378 amino acids)
Source: RefSeq, a predicted model, not a curated record
ACGAAUUUAAAAGAUUGGUAUGAAUAGUAAUGAUUCCGAUCCGAAUGUGUCUCCAAAAAAUUCUUCACCACCAGAAGAGGGGGAGGAAGAAGAAGAUUUAUUCUAUUUUGAAUCGGAUCAUUUGGCCAUCAAGGGAAAUAAAGAUUACAGCGAAAUUUUAAAAACACUUUUUGUAUUGGAAGCACAAAGGGAAAGAGCUAUAAAAGAUUAUGAGAAAGUUGUAGAAAUUCAAAAACAAGCGCUAAGCGACCCAUUGCCUUUUAUUGAGAAAAUAAAAAAUAAAGAAGACGUUGGAAUACCCCCUUUUCAAAGAAUAGUAGAAGUUCCAGUUAUUGACUGGAGUAAGUUUGAUGUUCAAAUACCAGAAGCUGCACUGAAAUGUUUAAAUAGCAAGGAUAAUUCUAAAGGGAACUUGAAAUCUGAAGAUAAUAUUUAUAAAAGUAGAAAGUCAUCAGAUACUCAUAAAAAGCCUUGGACCACAGAAGAACAGAAACGUUUAGAGGAACUUUUAGAAAUAUAUCCUCCUGAAAGCGUGGAAUUGCGAAGAUUUAAAAAAAUAGCUGCAGCUCUAGGAAAUCGUACUGUUAAACAAGUAACAAGUAGGGUACAAAAAUAUUUUCUCAAAUUAUACAAAGCGGGACUUCCUAUACCUGGUCGCAUUCCAAAAUCUGCAGAAAAAUAUAAAAAAUCUAAACUUCAUUUGCACCAAAGAAAUAAUCAUUAUUUAUGGAAACCUUCCACGUUUUUUCCUCAUUUAGACAUUCCAGUAAAAAUGAACGAUUUCGAAGAAGUUCCGGGCCCCAGUAUAAGUCAUAAGGCUGUUUUAGAGUCGUCCAAUUCUUCGAAUUAUUUGCUUCCAAAACCUGAUGAAUUUGGAAGUUCUGAAUAUUCAAUUCAACAUUCAAAUGAUACCACAGAAUACAAAUUGAAGUUAUUAAAGCGUGUUAAAGGCAUAAAAGAAAAGGAACUUAAUUUGUGUGUCUCUUUUUCCCAUUUUGGCUACAAGGUUAUUCCAAAUGGCGAUUUUUCAGCUAAUUCGCCUGGACUAAUAGCUGAUCUCACCCAAGGAGGAAAACCAAUCCUAGGUCACGAUUAUCAAAACCGAAUAUCGAGCACUAUUCUGAUAACGCCAGCCGUGAAAGACUUUUCGUAUUAA